Messenger RNA from Amoebophrya sp. A120, 3081 nucleotides. The record is from the annotation of a GenBank genome assembly. Lineage: Eukaryota; Dinophyceae; Syndiniales; Amoebophryaceae.
CAGCAUUACGGAUGGACAAGCCGUCAGAACCAGCACCUUCUCGUCAGCACGACGAAUGUUUUCAAAUGAUGUCCUCUACGACGGCACUCGCGGAGACGCAGCAGUGGGGGGAGGUAGAACGAGACCAAGUAGAAGUAUCCGUAGCAACAAUAAAGCCUCCAAGCGUCGAUCCAUUCUACCAGAUCCCGCUGCUCUACUCCGUUCAGAUUCUCACUCUUCUGUACAAAACGCUGCAGUUCGGGGACGCGAAGUGGACGGUUGUGGCUGAUUUGCAAGAGUUGUUCGAACGCAGGAAAGCGAAAAACACGAAUUUUGUUGAAGGAAAAACUACACCCGAAACUGCAAAUGACCUAGACAUCAGCUGCAAGGAGAAUAAGACGAGAAAAUUCGACCUGCGGAAAACGAGAAACGAGAGACUCAGCGAGGGCCCGGAGGUCAAUCUUCUGGGGUCGAACACGGCGAGAAAAGCGGAAAGGGUGUUUUCGUCCUGCGCGUAUUUUGCGGAGUUUCGGGACCUAGCGGGGAGGCUGGUGCGGGAGACUAGACUUUUGGAGGCGGUUGGGUCAUGGUCAUCAGGACUACUAGGGUAUGAAGACGUGUUUGGACAGGAAAAUAAACACGCCCUUUCGACGACGAGGACCCCUACGGACCAUCGCAACUGCACUCGGCUGAACGACAAUGCUGCGGCUGGAGUGGCGGAGGCUGUAGGUUUUUUCAACCUGGCCAUAGUGCCAGCGAAGGGAAGUUUAAGCUUUUCCUUCCUGUCACGCGUCAGUUCUAGUUGUGGGAAAAAUGAAGCAGCUUUAUCAUGUUCUAAAAUCAGCGAAGCAGGAGCGGAAGAUGAAACAGUUUCUGUUGUAGAACCUGACGAUUUUAAGCUCGGUGCAGCUGUGGACAAUAAACACAAGCGGCCCCUCUCGGUCGAGAAGCGAAACCUGGUAUUCCUCUGGGCCGAGCUGGCGAUUCAUCACCGGUAUGAAAUGGAAAAGUAUCGUACUAGUAAAACUAAAAGUAUAAAUUGCAUUACAAAUUUCCCUAGCAUGACAAAUUGAACUUGCAUCCUGUUUUAGCGUAGGAAGGCGAUUUUUGUCAUGCAUGACUGCAAUUACUUCUACGAGUGCGAUACUUUUGCACAGGAUAACCGGAAGGCCGCCGAGUGCGAGACGUGGCGGAAACUGGUGGAGGAGAAUGGGUUGCACGAAACGGAAACGGGCAGUGCUUUUGCGUCCUGGUCUUCGUGUCGCAGGAAAUCGGAAUCGGUCACCAGGAACCUGAUGCGGCGGCAGGUCGAGUUCUGCUAUUGGAAGUGGAUGAAGAGGGCUGAUUUCGGCGAAGAAGAAGAGACAAGUGCAAGCAAAGUACCGAAGGCGCAGAAUAUUAACCCCUUCUCCAAUUUCCUGCACCACCAGCACUUCGCCAUCCCCGAUGUCCUGCUCAACGCGAGGCCGCGAAAUUUACCAAGUGAAUCCCCGGCGGAAAGCAGGAAAGCCGGGACGGUGAACGUUCUAUCAAAUGCAAAAGUGUCUGGGUCUGGAACAAAGCAACUUGUCGUGGUAAAUCUGAAUCAUGUGGAAAUCUGUAUUGCAUGAUCGCCAGAAGCUGUCUACUUUUGACCUGAUCGAGAGGCAGUUUCUCAUGCAGGAUAGGCAUGAUAGAACUCUCACAGAAUCUUUCAUGCUAUGUCCUACAUACCAGACCGCGUGGGUCAUGGAAAACCUGCAUGACAGGUCUUGGCAUUCUUCCAGACUCAGACAUUUUCGCGGUUGAUACGUUCCCGAUUACUACGACGAAUUUGUGCAGUUGCGCAAGCGGCUGCAGCCCUUCUGCAGUGUCUGGGAGAAGGAAAAGCCACUGUGGACGAGUUGUGACAGCGACGGCCGGGUGGGAAGUAGUAGUACUUUUGCAAAAGGACGACGAGGCAAUAAAGAAGAAUUCUCUCACCCAAUUACCGAUAUUGGAACUUCGUCGCAACAAGUGGAACCGGAUGGAAGUGCACUUCCGGACUCGACCAGAGGUAAGCCACCAGUCGAGGGGCAGGAUCGCGACCAGGCAGUAGAGCACCCUGUAAGAAAAAAGCAAGACCGCGUGGUUCCUUCAGCGUCAAGAACAUCUGGAGGAGUACUUUUUCCCGAUUUGUCGGGAAUUCUAAGAGACGAGAAUGCAGCUCCUUCUAGACGCAAACCACUUGGCGCGAACGGAAGUUUUGACUCGGACGACAAAGAAGAUCUGGCACCACCCCCACGAGGAAGUGAAAAUUGUGUGGGCGCACGAAGAACGGAAGAGCAGACUGGAGUGUCUAAUGUGUGUCUCCGCAACCAAGAAAACGCCACACUGCACCAAUUGGGCGAAGAACGUCAGCAAGAUGUUGAAAACGGAGAGGAUCGCACGUCAGAAAUUUCGAACCGCACAGCGUCCACCACAGCCUGUCUGGAAGAAAGCUGGAAGUUGCUGCCGUCUUUCGAUGCGGACUUCUACUCUAAGAGGAAAAAUUGCAAGAGUAGAAGUCCAUCUUCUUCCUCCGCGGCACAAUCGACCGGCAACGACCCCGGUGUGCUGUUAAACGGAAUUGAGAAUCUCAUGUGGCAUAUCGUUUGGAAAGUUUCUCUCUAUUGUGACUUUUUGUCACCACGAUUCUACUGCUCGUUCGCCGGCACUGUGUAGGUACUUGCUUCUGAAAAGAGUUUUGUAUGCAGUGGAGCCACGUGGACGUGAUGCAUGGAGGUGUUUGUCUUUUCGUGUCAUGUUUUAUUAUUCUGACUCUUCUUGCAUGAUGACGAUGAGUUGCAGGAGAACCACAAAAAAAACGACCAGUGGCACUGGAGAUGGAAAACCUGAUCAGAGAAAUUUCUCAAUUUCAUAUCCGAAACUGCGUCGCGGCCUAUCGUGGUGGUUGACACGGCAAAACGGUACAGUGUCAGUUCUUUGCGGAAAAUGGAAAAACAAAUCAAACGCAGAAUCAUGGCAGAGAAGUAGAGACACUCAAAGUUGUAAACCUGCAUAUGGUCGUGAAAGAACAGCAAGCCGCGGAGGAUAAAUCUUGCAACGCAGAAAAGACAUAUUACUCAAAGUCGUUCAACAUGG